GGGAGUCAUCCGGAUAAGCAUCAUCUGGAUCGAGUGUGCGUAAAAGCGCAGCGGCGGCACAUACGCUCAACUUGGCGCAGAGGGACGAGGGAAAAGGCAGCUGGGUCCAGGCGCGGAGGAAGCUCCAGCUGCUGCCCAGAGAGGUCUAGAGAUGGGAGCGUUCAGCCGACAGAAGUUCUUCCAGGAACUCGCUCAUGGCUGCCUGCUGCCUACGGCUCAGCAGGGCCUGGAGCAGGUAUGGCAGCUGCUGGUUAUCUGCCUGCUGUGUCGGCUUCUCUGGAUGUUAGGCCUCCCGUCCUUCGUGAAGCACCUGGGCACAGUGGCCGGAGGCUUCUACGCUCUCUACCUGUUCUUUGAGCUUCACAUGAUCUGGGUGGUCCUUCUCAGCCUUCUCUGCUACCUCUUCCUCUUCCUGUGCCGCCACUCCACCAUGAGAGGCACCUUCCUGUCCAUCACCGUGCUCAUCUACCUGCUGUUGGGAGAACUGCACAUGAUGGACACCACCAACUGGCACAAGAUGAGAGGUUCACAGAUGGUGGUGGCCAUGAAAGCCAUCUCUCUGGCCUUCGAUCUGGACAGAGGCGUUGUCCCCAGCGUCCCCUCACCCAUCGAGUUCAUGGGCUACAUCUACUUUGUGGGCACAGUCAUCUUCGGUCCCUGGAUCAGCUUCAACAGCUACAAAGAAGCUUUGGAUGGACGUAAGCUGAGCUUUUCGUGGUUUUUAAAAGUGUCUGUGAGCUGGGUGAAGAGUCAGGUCUGCCUGGUUAUUUCCAACUGUGUGGCACCGUACCUCUUCCCUUAUUUCAUACCUGUCUACGGAGACAAGCUACUACGAAGUAAAAAGAGGAGGAAGAUCAGAGGCACACUGGCAAAGUGGUUGCUGGCGUAUGAGAACACGAUGUCUUUCCACUUCAGCAAUUACUUCGUCGGGUAUUUCAGCGAGACGACCGCCACUCUGGCUGGGGCGGGCUUCACCGAGGAGAAGGAAAACCUCAAAUGGGACAUGACCGUGUCCAAGCCCCUGAAUAUAGAGUUUCCUCGGUCGAUGGUGGAGGUGGUAACGUCCUGGAAUCUGCCCAUGUCUCGCUUCCUGCACACCUAUGUUUUUACGAGUGCUCUCAAAUUUGGGACUUUCUCUGCCAUCAUGGUGACAUACACAGCCAGCGCUCUCCUGCAUGGUUUGAGUUUUCAUCUGGGCGCAGUGCUGAUGUCCCUGGGGUUCAUCACGUACAUCGAACACGUGUUGCGGAAGAGGCUCGCAGCCAUUUUUAAUGCCUGUGUUCUGUCAAAGAAGUGCCAGCCAAACUGCACCCAUCGAAACAAAAAGGAGCUGUGGGUCUAUGUGAUCAACAUAGCAUUCAGCGCCUUGGCAAUACUCCACCUGACGUACCUGGGCUCUGUGUUCAACUCCAGUGUGGACUACAUGGAGGAGGAUGAGGACGAUAUCACCCAUCAUACCAUUCAGAAGUGGUCAGAGCUGAGCUGGACGAGCCACUGGGUCACGUUCGGAUGCUGGGUACUGUACCGCCUCGUUCUCUAAUAACAAGGGACCAGUGAACGGGGGAGGAAAGCAAUAAUGAGAGACAGAGUCAGGCUGGUUCUCCACUUCUGCACUGUGACUUUAUCCUGCAUCACGCCGAAGAGAACAGAUUCAACCUGCAGCGACGUUGGCUGGUUAAUGUUUGAAUUAAAUCUACCUGGGACAAGUUUGGAUAUCCAUGAAACGUUAGCCCGCUCCUCUCCUCCUUCCUUUUCCCCAUAUCGCCUCCUUUUUUUGUUUUGUUUUAUCCGAGCUGCAGUUAUCGAGCCGUCGUGUUGUGACAGCAGUUACCAAUGUCUCACUGUGAGUCACAAUCAAUACCUAUCAGCAUGGAGGAGAUCUGCUGCUCCUUUCUGUGGACACGCGAUAGAGCCCGUUAUCUUUUCACCACGGACCGCGGCUGAUGUCCUCCAGGUGUGGUUUCCCUUCAGCUCGAGUGUUUUACAAUCAGUAGUUUUAGGUCUGAAAGGCAAAACCGACUGUGUUCUGAUAGUCAACGACAAAUCCCAUUGAAAAAUAAAAGCCACAAUGAAACAGCACCUCUCUCAGUACGGUCUGACUCCCCCGGACUGUCUGCGUGGGGCCCACAGCUCCAAGCCUAUUUACUCCACUUUGGUUUUUCCUAAAGGUUAAAUCGUUUCCUAAACAGCUGGCCACACAAUGUGUUUGGUUCUCUGGUGACUCUUGAGGGCUGCAGAAUUUGUGAAUGAAAGAAUCUGUCAACCAAUGGCAGAAUAAUAAGCUAUAUCAAACUGUGGCUGUAGGUACAACACUGUCCAGAGAGUCGACUCAUUGCUGGAUUUGUCUUUUGUUUCUUGGGAUUUGUUUGCCGCAAGAAAAAUAGAGAAUUUCUCCACAUUGAUCCUUUAGCAGAGCUUGUCUCUUGAGCAUGUGUACGAGAACGAUUUUACUUAUGAAUAAAAUAAAAAAGCACAGGUUGUUGUUAUGAAGCAGCAAUUUUAUCAUCACCAAUAAGAAUCAUUAUGACCUCCCCCUUUUGUGAAUUUUAGAUAAAGAGAAGUAAUCAGUAAUGAGUUCAUUUUUGUGGUGCGGUCUCCUGAUAGUGUUUGUAUUUAGUUUUGUGUUCUUCAAAUUAAACUUAUAGUAGUUGUGAACCAAACUCUUUCAUUCGUAUUGAAAAUAAAAGGUAGAGAGUCAGGGUACUGCACAUGUGUCACUGUAGAGCAAACUAUGUUUAAACCUCCUUUCCACCUUUAUAAGACUGAAUUAUACAUGAUAUUGAAUAUUUAUCCUCAAAGUGCAGAUUUUUAUGACACUGCUGCUUUUAAUGAUGCGUUCACGUAACUGAUGAAGGAACCUUAGCGUCUGUAUCAGAUUGUGAUCACAUUCUUGUCUUUCUUUGAUUUAGAAUGUCAAAGGAUUUGCUUCUUAACUGAGAUGUAGUGUUUUAGAUCAGAGCCUGAAUGUUCAGUCUCCGCAGACCUGAUUCCCCUCACAGUGUUUUAAAUGCUAUUAUAAUAUUUUAUUCAAGAUUUUUCUCCCUGUAAAUGUGAAGGCACUGAUACACCUGUGAUAUU
Paralichthys olivaceus (Japanese flounder) is the source of this 3078-nucleotide messenger RNA. RefSeq names its product porcupine O-acyltransferase. Gene Ontology annotation, molecular function: Wnt-protein binding; palmitoleoyltransferase activity. The record is from RefSeq and is a predicted model, not a curated record. Lineage: Eukaryota; Metazoa; Chordata; Actinopteri; Pleuronectiformes; Paralichthyidae. Gene Ontology annotation, cellular component: membrane; endoplasmic reticulum. Gene Ontology annotation, biological process: protein palmitoylation; Wnt protein secretion; lipid modification.